Molecule: messenger RNA, 1037 nt
Organism: Ylistrum balloti
Lineage: Eukaryota; Metazoa; Mollusca; Bivalvia; Pectinida; Pectinidae
Product: ectoine dioxygenase-like
Exons: 10
Coding region: 85-945 (286 amino acids)
Source: RefSeq, a predicted model, not a curated record
GCCAGGACAUCGGGUCACAGAUACAGAAAUCCUUCCCCAACUGCCAGUGUUAAACUAUUUUGUAGAUUCAUCGUCCUUUUCGACAUGUCGUCCAGCGUUUACAAGUUCGAUAGUGCACAGCUCGAUGUAUCGGUUGCUAUGCAAAAGGACUAUGACGACAAUGGCUACAUUGUGUACAAACAAUUUUUUGAUGAAGAGGAGCUCAAUAACAUUUUGAAAGUCCUCGAGAACCCAGAACUAAUAGACAAACAUGGAUACGGUGUUCCAGAUGGACUAGGCACAAAAGCCAAAAUGGUCAUCUGGAGCCAUCCCGGUAAUGACGUGACAGGCAUGGUUGCUCGAAGCGAAAAAGUCGUCAAUACAUGCGAACAGCUGAUGGGCGGAGAUGAAGUUUAUCAUUAUCACGCCAAGUUUAUCCGGAAAGAUGCAUUCGACGGCGGCUGUCACCUUUGGCACCAGGAUUAUGGAUAUUGGUAUCAAAAUGGAUGUCUGUUCCCGGACGAAAUGAUUUCGAUUUUUAUAGCUAUUGAUAGAUGUGAAAAAGGAAAUGGAUGUCUUCAGAUUCUAAAAGGAUCUCACAAAUGUGGUAGAAUAGAUCAUAAAGCAGUGGCUGGACAGACGAUGGCUGACAUGGAAAGGCUCAAUGCAAUUAAAGAGAAGUGUAUGCUGGAACAUGUUGAGCUCAACCCCGGUGACGCUUUAAUCUUCCAUGCCAACUUAAUUCAUACCAGUGCUCCAAAUACGAGUCCGAAGAGACGCUGGGCGCUGAUACAUUCGUACAACAAGAAAUGCAACGACCCGAUCUAUAAACACCACCACCCUAAUUAUACUCCUUUGUCAAAGGUAAAGGAUAGUUGCAUAAAAGAAUGCAGAAACUACACUGACUUUUCAGGAAAGGAUUUCAUGGAUCCGAAAUCGGACAAGACAACAGCAGGAGAAAAAUAAAGAACAUUAAUUCUGAUAUGUCAUAAGAGCAUAUUCCUGUAAAUGGUGCAAAACAGUAUAAUAAUGGAAAUGGAAACGAACUGAAAUUUCGA